AACGUGAACGCAACUUUAAUGCGGCGGUUUGACAGGUCAGCCUCGAGCACUCUUUUUAGCUUUCUGAGUAGCGUAUUUUCGUUUUAAUUUACGUUGUAUCUAUAUUUACGUGUUACAAUUAAUAUUUACGUAGACAUUAAUGUAGUGUACACUAUGAAUUAGGUCGUAUCUAAGUGCACUUACAGUGUUACAUAAACAAUAUAGUCCGUAUCGGCAAUUCCUAUGCAUUUAAGUUUGCGAUACGUCAGUUGAUGAAUGUUGGGUGAAAGAUAAUGGAUGUGGAUACUCCGAACAUACUAAAAAGAUCCAGUAGCGCACCUCUCAUCAAUGAAGCGGCAUCUACGGCGGCUACGUCGCCCACCACGAGUACUGCGCCCAGGAGCACGUCAUUCUUCAACAUGUUCAACAACAGUUUGCCGCGCACGCGCAGCAACAGCAUCAGCUGUAGCCCGCUGUCGGCGGCUGUCAGCAUCCCCACCCUGCAGAGCACUUGCAACCGGCGGCUGACUCCACGCGUGAACCAGCUGCGCGCGGAGGAGUGCGCGGACGUGAGCAACACGCGCGAGGUGGCGCACGAGCGCGAGGUGCACACCGCCAUGCAGAUGGGCCAGUCGUACGAGGACCUCGGCCUAGCCAACUCGCCCACCAGAGUGCCCAGAUUUUCGCCAGCGGUGUCACCGUCGUCAACGCGUUCGCAACCCAAAUUCACGACGCGACGGAGUCUCUCGCCGAUAGCACUGCGAGCGUCCUCCUUCAGCCCCAUCAGCAGACCCAACGUUUUGAUAGGGAAGAGACGAUGCGACGACUCAGACACCCCAUUCUCAAAACGGAUGUGCACGACCGACCGACUCACCCCUUCAACCCCUGGAACACCUGACUCUGACUCCUUAGAAUGCACAUUCAGGCCAGUGUCACCCCGGUCCAUCCCCAUGAACGAGUCACCCAACGAGUCGCACGACAUACACGAAAACCACAAGUCACCCAACCCGAGCUAAUAGAAUGUAAACUUUAAAUUGGUUAUAUCUUGGAAAUGAAUUACUGGUGAAAUUCAAAGAAUCAUGAACCAAGAGGUGAAUUGUCAACUGUAUAGCAUAAAGGGCUGAAAAUAGUAUGGAAUACGCCCUGAUUGCUGGAUAAAGAGCACAAUAAGGGUUAUCCCGUGUUAAGAUCUUCUGAGACACAAAAGAGCAAGGUUUUAAGGUCAAAAUUUGCGAUAAUAAACAUCGUUUUAUGGUGCUUUGUAUAACAAUAGAAAACUACAAAGUAUUAUUGACAAUUGUUAUGAAAUAAGAUGUACGAUAACGCUCUGACAAAAAGAUAAAGUAGUAAACCCAAUGAAAUUUAUUUAUCUCCAAUAGUGUAGAAUAAUAGUCUCAGACCAAUUAUUGUAUAUGAUAUUCCUCACUAGAAAAGUAACGUACUUUUCUGUCAAAGUAUAUGAUCAACGAUCUAAUGCAAUUAUAAAACCUGUCUCUAUAGAGUCAAUGUUUUAUAGUUGUAAUCGUGUUCGUCGGUUAAAAAACUCCGUAAAAAUUAGUAAACCUUAUUGUGUAAUUGAAUAGUGUGUAAACGGGCAAAAACUUCUAGUUUAGUAUAAAAUAUAUACUAAAACUAAGCUCGUUUUCCACAGAAAAUGAGAGACAAUUUUAUUUGUGAAUAUGGGUGCAGUACUGAUCCUUUCAUAAUUGGUCAGAGACUACAGUAAAAUGAACAAUCUUCUUAUGUGUAACUGCAGUAAAAUAACGAUUGUAUUUUUGUAUUUUUCAUCUUGAGAGAGCAUUACUUUAUAAAUGCUAAAUGCUACUUUAUAUUGUAUGGAAUGCAAUAUACUCCAUAUUGCAUUGAAUAAUCUGACAAUGGGAAAUACCAAUGGGGAUGAUGACUAGAUUUGAAUAUAUCGAUUUUUAUGAUUCGGGUAAAUAAGGUCAAUGUUAACUAAUUUAUACAUAAAAGCAAAGAUUGUCUGGAUAUUUGCAAAAUAAUUUCAAAAUCUAUUAAAAAUCUUUUAUCGUAGUUAGAUGAAAAUUCAUGCAGUUUUAGCUUUCUUACAUUAAAUGUGUCAUUUUUCAAUAAAUGAACUAUAAACAUAAACGUGCAAAUCACAAAGAUAUUAGUAAUUUUGUUUCAACGCCCAUACAAAUCUAAAGAUCAGUAUCAUAUCAUAUCAGAUCAGUAUCGUAACAGUUUGUAUGGGGUAUUUUUCAGGGAUCCGCGGCAACGCUGGAAAUCUGACCCUUUAAAUCUCUGUAGCUCCGAAAGUAAUAAUCACAGAUACCCUAUUACUUUUACAAAAUUGUUUUACUAUUAGCAUAAUUAAUUUAGAUACAAUUUAAAAAACUAUUAUCAUCCCUAUUCAAGGCGGAGGUCCUUUGCUCAUUUGUGCAUAAUGGUUCUUUACCUUCGAAAACCUGAUUUAGCAGUUUAUAGGUAUAACAAGAGAAUGUUUUCCUAUAUUAGUCAUUUGCUUUCAUCUAAAUAGUAGUAAGCUGGGCCUGAUACGUGGUUGUGUGCUCAUAACGUGAUAAUUGAUGUAGAAAUGUACAGUGAUAUUACAGAAAGAGGGAAUUACACAUUAAAGUAUAAUUUUGUUGUUAAACAAAAGAUAUAGACACUAAAAUGUGAAUUUGGUUAGUGGAAGAAACUUAUGAAUAUGUGAAAAGCUGCUGAAAUGUGUGUAUAGUGUGCAAUUAUUGCAAACGUCGUUGGAACUUUUGAAGGAAAUGGAACUGUAAAGUGCAGUGUUGUUUCAUAAGGACUGAUUACUAUGAUUUUUUGUCAUUGUGAUGUUUGUCACUGUCUAUCUCUCAAUGCUUUUAAUUUAAAUUCUCAUGAUCAGGGAAUAUGCAUGUUUCAAAUUAAGGAUAAUUUCACGUAAUUAUAUUACUUAUUGCUACGAAUUAAUAGAUAUUUAAAAGUGUGAAAAAUCCUCCGAAAAAUUCAAUAAUAGUUAAACGUUCGCUAUUGGUCCGUUUGAGAAGUGACGUCAUUUUACGUGUUGUCAAAUUUUGAAUACCCAUAGAAAAGAGUCUUGACAUUUGUUACGUCACAGUACAUGUUAGUAUGGCGCAUUAAAAUAGGUUGAAAUAUGUUGGAUAUUUAAAGAAUUUAUAAUGCAGAAUAAUGUAAUAAUAUCUUGGAAUUUCACUUUUAUCAUAGUUUGUUCUGUCACAAUUUGGUUAAAAAUAUAAAAAUUAAAUACAUGUAUGUUCCCUACUGUAGAUGCUUUCAUUUGCUACAACUAAUUGUCACUAUUGUCAAGUCUCUGAACUCUUCCAUACAUUGUAAUAGUAUUUGUUGUUACAAUAUGUCACUUUGACAAGAAAUUAUACUAAUGAAUGAUCAGUUAAGUACAGGUGCAUUCAAAGAAGCCUAUGUGGAGCAUAUCUUGAUUACGUCACAAAUUUAUAUUCAAUUUGUUUAUUACAAUAUGGAAGCUGGUACUGGUGGUAUACCUUUUUGUGACAUAAUGAAUAUAGUGUCCCUAUGGAAUUAUAUAGUUCCUAAUAGUGAACUUGUAAAUGGUAGCAUAUUACAUAAGGCAUUUCCACAAUAUCAGAUCUGAUAUACAAGUAAGAAGUAAAACAUUGGUGCACAACAAACAAACGGAAUUCUCAAAAUCAAUACAUACAAUUAGUUUUUUUUUUUUAAUAAAAAACGAUGGAUAUGUUUGUUCAUUUCUGACUUUUCUUCAUCAGACCACACGUCCAAAGACUAACACGUCUUCCAAAAAUAGACAAGAGUCUUUGAACAACUUUUUUUUACAAUAAACGUCAGCUAGAAACUGGUACAAUCAUAAAAGUACCACAGUAGUACGCUUCAAAGUUACUUUCAUGCAACUAUACUGGAUCUGUUAAUGUGGAAACUUAAAAAAUCGUAGAAAUAUAAAGCGAGUGCCCUUUAAAUAGCCAAAGCAUCCAAAACUUUAUUGUAAAUAUAUGUUAGACGCGUUCUCGAGGUUUUGUAUAUAGUUUUAGUAUAGUAAGUGAAAUGUAGCCAUCGGUGCCGAUUGACUACGACCAAUCCUAAGACAAACUACGAACUAGCCUAGUAUUAUUUUUUUACAUUAAAUUAAAUAUUAGAGUGCUUGGCUACAAUCAUGCUAGACAAUGCAGCCUAUGGUAAAUGCGCUUGCCUAGAAGAUGCCUAUUCACUGUUGACUUGAUACCCAUAUUGUAGGUGGUGGGGAAAACGGAAGCUGGAAGGGCAUUCCAUAACUUGGCAUUGCGGAUCAGGCACGAAGAGCCGAAAUGCUAAAGACGCCGACUUUACCAAAACCAAAUUGUUUUUGUAUAUAGAAACCUAAAUCUAACCUUCAUAAAAAAUAAACACAGACAACCACAAAGAUGACAUUGGUGUCCAUAUUCUGCUAAACUUUAUAGGGUAAUAGGGUUUCAGUUACAUAUUUUACAAUUUAAAUAUUCUACCGUUAAAUAUAUAUUAAUAUUAAAUAUAUAUAGUCCUGUCUAUAAUCUAUCUCCAUUCCAGAUUUCAGCCGAAUCGGUUCAGUAGUUUCGGCGUGAAAGUGUAACAAACAUACAAACUUAUGCGUAAUAUGACUUCGUUUGGCUUAGGAUUGGUACCUAGCCAAAUCAGCACUUAUUGUAUUGUAAGCUCAUUCGAUGAGUCGCGUAGACUCGUUUCAUCCCGCCUUUAUUCUUUACAUCAAGUAAAGUAGUGUUUAGUCUCAUCGUCGCUGGUAACGCUUUUAUGUUUACAGCCCCCUAGCCAAGUGGCAUGUCGAUUCUCUUUCUACGAUCGCUAACGCUACGAAAACUAGAAAAACGUAUGGGAAUGACAGAUCUUGAUCACGUGACCUGUCGAUAGCAAAUGUCAUUCCCAUUCAUCUGUCUAGUUUUCGAAGCGUUAGCGAUCGUAGAAAGAGAAUCGACGUGCCACUUGGCUAGGGGGGCAGUCCCGAAACACAAUAGAGUAUUUGAGUACCUAACUAAGGUUGUUUUUACGUUUCUAAUACGUAAAUACAACCUUAAUUAUUCACCUUGACGAAUUUUGCAAAAAAGACAAAAAAUAUCAUUUGGCAGGAUAAUAUGAUAAAAAAUAAUAGUAAAGUUUUUUUAUGCUAUGGUAAAGGAAUAUUAUGUUUUUUUUAUUCAAUUAUUUACAAUCGCUUGCUCUAUUGUGUUGUGGUAAAUCAAUUUAUAAAAUAAUUUAUUUUAAUAAAAACAAGAUUUGCUCAUUUAUUCCGCCAUUUGUAAUUUAAUUUAAUUUAAUGUGGCCAAACGCGACAUGGUACAUUUUUGACAUGCAAUAAUAAUAUAAUUAAUCAUUAAUGAAACUUUUGAAUUGUAAUGAAACAAAAUAUAUUGAAUAAUUUAUUGUAUCACUGCAGUGCAGUGUGUCAAAUAUCAUUUUCAUUUUAGUUUUUUGUAAUGUGUUCAUUAUUAAUUUGGAAUAAACUAAUUGAUUCUCUUUCUACAAACGCUAUCGCUUUGAAAACUAACAAAAUGUAUGGGAAUGACAGAUCCGGUCAACAACUUGAUCACGUGACCCUGUCAUUUUAUAUGACCCUGAAUAUUAACAAAAGAAAUGUGUGCGUCUAGGGACGCUCAACAGAAGUUUUAAUUUAAACCUGCUGCCGUAAACAUGAGAGAAAGGGAAACAUGCCAGGCAGAGUGGCGCCGUAACGCGUUACGUUACGAAGCGGUUUACCCUCCCCUGAUAAUUUAACACUUCAAAAAUGCAUGGGAAUGACAUUUCCUAUCGACAGGUCAAGGGAUCAAGUUAUCGAUCGCAUCUGCACUUCCCAUACAUUUUUUUUAAAUUUUCGAAGCGUUACCGUUUGUAGAAAUAAAAUCGACGUCACGUGGCUAUAGACCCUUACCCAUUAUUUGUUCGAAUUUUUAACGCCAUGUAUUUAUCAACAAAUAUUAUUUAACUUGCCAGAUAAGUUUUAAUCUCACUAUUCGUUGAAGAAAAAAAUUCUUAAUAAUAUUGAUCGUGAAUCUGUAAGUAGAUGAUUUAAUUCAAUAGUUUGUUAUGUUAAAAUUGGUUAUUUUAACCAAUUCAUUUAAUCGCAUAAAAUUAAUUUAACAUGAAGAAUGUUUGGGAUAUUCCUCGCAUAGAAGCGUUUACCUAUUGUAUUGUUGAUAUUGUCUGCAUUUUUAUUUGUAUAAAAUAUAUUGAGGAAUAUAAUUUUUAUUGUAUUUAAUUCGUUAAGUGAGUCAAGAAGGUUUGGCUUGGUCUGUUAUAGUCUUACAGCAGUGGGAAUGUAACAGAUCAAACCUACGAUUUCUAGAAAUAAUAAAUUUUCAAGUGUGAUUAAAUCACAGACAUGAUUAAGAA
Bicyclus anynana (squinting bush brown) is the source of this 6300-nucleotide messenger RNA. RefSeq lists its product as uncharacterized. Gene Ontology annotation, molecular function: protein serine/threonine phosphatase inhibitor activity. The record is from RefSeq and is a predicted model, not a curated record. The transcript is spliced from 4 exons. The coding region runs from base 273 to 995 and encodes 240 amino acids. NCBI's taxonomy places the organism in Eukaryota, Metazoa, Arthropoda, Insecta, Lepidoptera, Nymphalidae.